AUGGCUAUUACAGCACCAUUCAAAAUAUUGGAUUCAACUAAUAAAGCAAAUGACUGGAAGGCCAAACAUGGUCGUCUAUUUGUUUUACAUCUUAGUAUACCAUUAAUGAUUCAAUAUUUAUCAGAAUCAAUGUCUACUCAUUUUGUUCCAUAUACGGUGGCUAUUAAACUAUUACAUUGUCCUCGAUCGACAGAUGAAAUUGAACUUGGUGAAUUAUUAUUAAAUCGUUACUGUGAACAAGUAGGAAUAAUUUAUGAUGAUGAAUCAAUUGAAAUACUUUCAUUGUAUGCCCAUUUACAUUUAGCCGAACAAGUACGAGCACAUAACGGCUUCGCGUUUACAUCAGCAUUUGCCCUUGAAUCGUGCAUUAGAUUUAUUAAAAAGAAAGCUCAUAGAAGUAAAAACUUAGGAACAUCGAAAGAGUUGGAAGAAGUAGCAAAAACAAUGUCAAAACCACUAAAUUUUGAAAUUAACAGUGAUUACCAACCCAACGAUAUAUCUUGCACAGAUCACCAUACCCCUAGUCAAAAUGCAAACAGUAUUGUAUAUGCAACACAAAAAGCUAGUACUACAGGUGAAACUUUAUCUAAAUUAUUUUUAUCUGAUUCGGCAGUGUAUAAUAUAUUGAAUAUCGCAAAUACACCAUUACAUCGUGACGAUGAUGAUAACGACAACAACAAUUUUCUGUACCGGGCAAAACGACGAACUUUAAGUGAUCAUCAACAUCGCACAGACAAAAAUUCAUCUUAUCUUACAAAUUCUUUACCAUUUUCAUCAACAUCCGCAAGUAAUGACAAUGAACAAGAUGGAUUAUUAAUCUUACAACAACUUUCAUCUGAUAUAAAGAAAAUGACAGCCACACAAAUUAAGUCUUUAUGUUCUAUAUUAAAAUUAGAAAUGUCAUAUACCAGGCAAUGCUAA
This is a messenger RNA of Didymodactylos carnosus, 921 nucleotides long. The record is from the annotation of a GenBank genome assembly. NCBI's taxonomy places the organism in Eukaryota, Metazoa, Rotifera, Eurotatoria, Philodinida, Philodinidae.